AUUGUUUCCUCAAGAGAGAAGAAAGUUGAAGAAACAGAGCUUGUUCAUGUCGAUGAACAUCUGAAAGUGAAGGAGGCCAUUGUCCCUGGUCCCCAUGGGCCGCACGCUGUGAUUCUAGGAGUAGAGGAUGAUGUUCAUGUUACUGAAGACAUCGCAAAGACCGAGAAAGUCGAACGAGGUUCGAGAUUGAGGGAAAAUCCUAAGGACCUUGAGGCAGGAGGAGCGGGUUCUGAUCAUCACCACCAGCUGAAACACAAGGCCUAGUCUUCCUGUCUAUUA
Molecule: messenger RNA, 279 nt
Organism: Hibiscus syriacus
Lineage: Eukaryota; Viridiplantae; Streptophyta; Magnoliopsida; Malvales; Malvaceae
Exons: 1
Biological process (GO): plant-type secondary cell wall biogenesis
Source: RefSeq, a predicted model, not a curated record